Molecule: messenger RNA, 1267 nt
Organism: Centruroides sculpturatus (bark scorpion)
Lineage: Eukaryota; Metazoa; Arthropoda; Arachnida; Scorpiones; Buthidae
Product: glutamate-gated chloride channel-like
Exons: 9
Coding region: 1-1260 (419 amino acids)
Biological process (GO): regulation of membrane potential; chloride transmembrane transport; chemical synaptic transmission
Cellular component (GO): neuron projection; synapse; membrane
Molecular function (GO): extracellular ligand-gated monoatomic ion channel activity; neurotransmitter receptor activity; chloride channel activity
Source: RefSeq, a predicted model, not a curated record
AUGGCUCUAUUGUUAAAGGAAAAACAAGUCGAACAAUAUACCGAAACGGAUUUUUUUAAAAAACUAAAGGAUGAAGAAUAUGACAAAAAUCAUCGUCCACCCGGAGAUUCGGGUAAAAAACAACUUACUAUAAGAGCGCAGAUUGAAAUAGGAUACAUGGGAAGUAUCGAUUCAAAAGAUAUGACAUUCGAAUUGCAUGCUUCUUUGCGUCAUUGGUGGACUGAUGUUAGACUAAAAUACAACGAAAGUCUUGGUCGAAGAGUCUUUGGAAUGAAGAGUCUCCGCGACGAAAUCUGGACCCCUACAUUGUUUUUCAACAACGAAAAAGAAAGCCAAUUGGUAUCGACCACCAAAGACAACAUUUAUGUACAAAUUCAAUCGAAUGGAAGCGUAUAUUAUUCAUUGAGGUUACGUUUGACCCUUUCUUGUCCAAUGAAUCUGAAAAAUUAUCCCUUCGACAAACAAAAAUGCAGAAUUAAAAUAAUGAGCUGGUUAUACGGAAGUCAAGAUUUACGUUUAAAAUGGAAAAAAGACUGCGUAAUAUUUCUAGAAAGCGUCGAAUUACCAGAACAUUUUCUGGAUAAAGAUAAUGUCGAAUGUUCUAGCUUUAAUAGGACUUAUUAUACAGCAGGAGAAUUCAGUGGUAUAGAAGCAACACUAUCGUUUCGAAGAGAAAUACCAUUCUACCUGAUGGAAGUAUAUCUACCUGUCAGCUUAUUAGUUAUAGUAUCUUGGUUAUCAUUUUGGUUGGACGUUUAUGCUGUUCCAGCAAGAACUGCUUUGGGAAUCACAACAAUUUUAACAGUUAUCACAAAUUCCAGUGGUGUUAAAGAAUCCAUUCCAAGGGUAUCUUAUGUAAAGGCUGUGGACAUUUGGAUACAACUUUGUACAUUUUUAGUCUUCUGUGCAUUUCUGGAAUUCCCAUUUGUUAAUUUUAUAGCUAGGAAAAGUCAAAAUUCUUCCGAAAAGUCGAAAACUUCUAAUCCUGCCAAUGCUUCUAAAGCACAGCCGUCCUUAUUUAAAAUUGUGAAACCAACAUCGGCCACAAAUAAAGUUAGUUGCACAGAAUCGUCGCAACCAGCUGCUAAACAAACAACCGGUUUCGAAUUCGACGACGAAGAAAACAAAUUAGACUUUUGUCAUAUUUUUCCAAAACCAUCAGAAGAUCUAGCCAGAGCCAUCGAUCGAGUUUCUCGAUUUUUAUUUCCAUUUAUAUUUGUGAUAUUCAAUCUCAUUUACUGGUUUAAGUGGCUGGCAUAACGAAAAC